GAGGGAGAGAGAGCUGAGAAACUGAUAAUAUGCGAAAGUGUAUAUAUAUCGUCACCUUCGCCGAUCACGUUUAUGGAUGGUAAGUUCCACUUGUUACGCUGCUCCCAGAAACACCUAGCAAACGUCCGAACAAUCCAAACGAACCGAUCAUGUCAACUAAGAACGAAAAAAUUGGAAUUAUUGGCAGCGGUUUAAUCGGACGAAGCUGGGCGAUGCUUUUCGCCAGCGUGGGAUAUCAGGUGACUAUUUACGACAUAGUCCAGGACCAAAUUAAGAACGCAUUGGAGGACAUCCGUCAGCAGUUGAAACGCCUCGAAGCUGACGGUCUUCUUCGAGGCUCGCUGAAGGCGGACCAACAAUUUCAACUGAUAAAAGGGUCGUCCGAUUUAGCAGAGAGCGUGAAAGGGGCCAAGUUGGUACAGGAAUGUGUACCAGAAAAUCUGUCGCUGAAGCUGAAGCUUUACGCUGAUCUCGACAAGGUCGUCGACGACAAAGUGAUCUUGUCCUCGUCGACGUCCACGUUCCGUCCGUCUCUCUUCAGCGAGAAACUUAAACACCGCGACCAGAUCAUAGUCUCCCAUCCCGUAAAUCCUCCUUACUACGUACCGCUUGUGGAAAUAGUCCCAGCUCCGUGGACACGUCCCGAUAUUCCCGAGAAGACGAAAGCUAUCAUGACCGAGAUCGGUCAGAAGCCUGUUGUCUUCAGCAGAGAGAUCGACGGUUUCGCACUCAACAGGAUACAGUACGCGAUCUUAAACGAAGCUUGGAGACUUGUAGCCGAUGGAGUGCUGAGCGCGAAAGACGUCGACGCCGUGAUGAGCGAAGGUCUUGGAAUGCGCUACGCUUUUCUCGGUGCCUUUGAGGCCGCGCAUUUGAACGCCGAAGGAAUGAAGAAGUAUUGUGAGACGUAUAACAAGUCGAUUUACGACGUGAGCAUGACCUUCGGACCAACGCCGAAAUUUGUAGGCGAAAUGGCAGAGAAGAUUAGCAACGAGUUGAACGAGAUGUGUCCGCUCGACAAGUUGCAAGAACGACGAGCGUGGCGAGACACCGCCUUGACGAAGUUGUCUAUACUCAAGAAAGAAUUAGAGCAGAUAAAAAAGUAAACGUGAAUAUUUCGCACACCAAUCUUUUGCGAAGGUCUUUUUUAAAUUCAUUGCAUAGAGAGAACAAUUUUAAAUUUUGCGUGACGCGAUCUCGUUCUGAACAUUGGUUUUAGGAAAAAGAUAAAAUGUUAUUUGGAACUUAGGAGUUGGAUGCGAUUUGUACACACUUGUACAUACAAUACGCAUUUGUAUAUACAACACAGUUACACGUUGUUUGUUUGUGAAAUAUAAAAAAAAUUCAAGCGCUA
Molecule: messenger RNA, 1354 nt
Organism: Pseudomyrmex gracilis
Lineage: Eukaryota; Metazoa; Arthropoda; Insecta; Hymenoptera; Formicidae
Gene: Had1
Product: lambda-crystallin homolog
Exons: 6
Coding region: 150-1106 (318 amino acids)
Biological process (GO): fatty acid metabolic process
Molecular function (GO): NAD+ binding; oxidoreductase activity, acting on the CH-OH group of donors, NAD or NADP as acceptor
Source: RefSeq, a predicted model, not a curated record